Molecule: messenger RNA, 613 nt
Organism: Trichechus manatus latirostris (Florida manatee)
Lineage: Eukaryota; Metazoa; Chordata; Mammalia; Sirenia; Trichechidae
Product: ATP-binding cassette sub-family A member 2-like
Exons: 4
Biological process (GO): transmembrane transport; lipid transport
Cellular component (GO): membrane; intracellular membrane-bounded organelle
Molecular function (GO): ABC-type transporter activity; lipid carrier activity
Source: RefSeq, a predicted model, not a curated record
CCCCACGCCCCCACCAGCGACUCCCGUUCUUGCAGCUCAACUACCUUGUCCCAGCCACCUGCUGCGUCAUCAUCCUGUUUGUGUUCGACCUGCCGGCCUACACGUCACCCACCAACUUCCCAGCUGUGCUCUCCCUCUUCCUGCUUUAUGGGUGGUCCAUCACACCCAUCAUGUACCCGGCCUCCUUCUGGUUCGAGGUGCCCAGCUCUGCCUACGUCUUCCUCAUCGUCAUCAAUCUCUUCAUCGGCAUCACGGCCACUGUGGCCACCUUCCUGUUGCAGCUCUUCGAGCAUGACAAGGACCUGAAGGUCGUCAACAGCUACCUGAAAAGCUGCUUCCUCAUCUUCCCCAAUUACAAUCUGGGUCACGGGCUCAUGGAGAUGGCGUACAACGAGUACAUCAACGAGUACUAUGCCAAGAUUGGUGUGUGCCGGUGCGGGGUGGGUGGGCGGCACAGAGCCCUCCGGCCAGCAGUGCACGGCCAGUUUGACAAGAUGAAAUCCCCAUUCGAGUGGGACAUCGUCACCCGUGGGCUGGUGGCCAUGACGGUGGAGGGCUUCGUCGGCUUCUUCCUCACCAUCAUGUGCCAGUACAACUUCCUGCGGCAGCCGCA